Messenger RNA from Botrytis sinoallii, 3810 nucleotides. RefSeq lists its product as uncharacterized. The transcript is spliced from 3 exons. The coding region runs from base 1 to 3810 and encodes 1269 amino acids. The record is from RefSeq and is a predicted model, not a curated record. NCBI's taxonomy places the organism in Eukaryota, Fungi, Ascomycota, Leotiomycetes, Helotiales, Sclerotiniaceae.
AUGCCAUCGUUAUCUUACAGUACAACAACAGAGGAUCGUCUGCCAUAUCCACUACCUACGAACAAUCCAGUAUCAAAUUCAAGAUUCAACAAUUCCUCUGCCAAUUCCACUUUGAAUGCACCGGUCAAUCGCCUACAACGCAAACCCUCGUUUGGGAACCCUCGCCAGAUUGCGCCCCCUCCUCAAAAUGAAUCUCACGAUGCAAUAGGGGAAUCGCGAAGACAGCCGAGGCAACCCCAUUGCCGCUCUAGUAGUACAAGCGGUGUUAAAGAACAAACCGGAAAUUUCAAUCGGUGGAGUCAAUCGACAACUUCAAGUGCCGGAGGACAUAUUCGGAGUCGUUCUAAUUCAAUCUCACGUUUGAGUUUUGGCGGAUCCGGAUUGAAUGGGAAUGGUGUUGGCCAAUCUCCCCCAAGAAAAUUACAAAAGAGUCGACCUUCAAUUGACAACAGCCCUCAGACGAGAAGACCGACAGACCGACCCGCGAACCCCCCUCUACCGUCAUCCCUCCCUCCGAUUAUUACUCUACCAAUUGAUCAGCAAUCCGGAAACCAUUCCCCAUCGCUGUCAAGUGCGUUGACCCCUUCCACGGCUGGAUUGUUAUCGGCUGCUGUUCACCAGACUGUGCCCGAUUACUUUGGAAAAACUUGGGAAGGUUCUAGGCCCAGAGAUAUCUCUCAACGACGAUCGCCCUCAAGGUCAGGAAAUCACAGUAUUAGUCCUUCACCAAUAUCGGCUCUCUCGACUGAAGCAGCAACACGUCGUCCCCCAUCCGAAGAGGAAUCACGAGUGGCGAGGGGCCAUUCAAGGAACCGUUCAAGGGCCGAAAAGAGUAGUAGUUCUUCUCGAGGCUCUAAGCAGCCCUCGCAAAAAGCCAUGUUGUCCAAAGCUUUGCAGAAAGCGAAUACGGCAGUCUUACUUGACAAUGCACAAAACUAUGAAGGCGCCAUGCAGGCGUAUUCUGAGGCGUGCAAUUUGUUACAGCAAGUUAUGGCUCGUAGUUCAGGAGACGAGGAUCGACGCAAGCUGGAAGCAAUUCGUAAUACUUAUACUAGCCGGAUAAAUGAAUUGGCGAAGAUUACUCCCGAGUUAAGUGACGAAAAGGCACUUCCUGCCAGGCCCGAAAGCACAGACUUUAGAUCGGAAUAUAGACCAGACGAGCUUCCAAUGAGUGACGAAGAUGAUGAGCCUGCUUUUAUAGAGACAGCCACAAUUACGAGGAUAGUCAACGAUGCUUCUCACCCAAACGAAUCUCAGCGAGACCGAUCAUAUUCGAGGAACCGUCGAUCGCACUCGCGAGGCGAGUCUUCGACCUUCGAGCCUCCCCAGACACAGACUAGAAACCACCCUGACCAACGAUCCAAUUACUUCUCUAGGUAUAAUCAAUCUCAAGGAAGAAACAUUGAAACGAGCUUAGCCGUACCUAUGGAAAGCCAGUACAUGCCACCUCCUCUGUCUCCAAGGCGACCCGUGUCACCGAUGACAUAUGGGCCAUCGAGCUCCGGCCAUCGAAGACAGAAGUCUUCCGAACCGCCGAGCCCGAAAUCUAACUCUAACUUGUCUGCUCCGUCUCCGUCCAAAGGGCAUACACGAGCACCCAGUAAUGAAUCUAUGUCGUGGUUAGAUACCAUUGAUGAGUCUGGCGGAUCGGCUGCUUCAUCUGUACAUUCUAGAUCUUCGUCACUACAUGUAAGGAGGAAACAUAUUCGUGCUUCUAGCGGUCAAACCGAAGCAGAAUUCGAUGCAGCACUGGAUGCUGCCGUUGAAGCGGCUUAUGACGAUGGCUUCGAGCCUGUAAAUUAUGAUGACGAUGAUGACGAUGAAGAACUUGUAGCAAGUGUCAGGAGAAAGAUUGAGUUGGCAAAAGAAAGAGUGCGCCAAAACGAACGAGAAGCUGCUAUAGAGGAUGCACAUGAAAGGGAACGAAAACGAAUGUUUCAACAAAUACAAGAGCCACAUAUUGGUCCCCUUGAUGACUAUGAAGGAAAUGAGUCAGAAGAGGAAGAGAGGAUGCUUGAAGAAAUGACAAGAGGUUACGUGAUGGAUGACUUUGAAUUCGGUCUACAGUCUAAGUCGGCACUACCUAGGGAAUCUGAUUCCAGUGGGUCGUUUUCGGGUCGGACUUGGCAUAGCUCCAGUGGUUCCAUACCCCCGCUCAGCAAUAUCACCGCAGCACCGACGAUAUCACCAGUUGUUUUAUCGCAGUCUCAAAUUCAACCACCUCACCCGCCGCCUUCUCAAGCAUUGCCUGCACCACCAACCCUUGACGGUAGCCCGGUAAGAAAAAGUAGUCCAGCGCAGAGUGUUCAAAGCAGAAGGCUAUCUGGUCAGAACGCCAAACAAUUAAAAAUCGAGACAUCAUCAAGGUUGAUUGAAGUUCAAAAUGCUCCCUUGACUCUGCCUCCAUCAAUACCGCCACCACAAAUUCCUGAUGGCUUUGCAGGUCCUAAGACUGCCGGUUUACUACAACACGGGCUAGGUUCGAUCAGCCUUCGAGCAGCUAUUCCCACACGACAAGGUUCAAUCUCAGGACCGAGCUCUUCAGAUUAUACUUUUCCUCCGACAGCAUUCCUUACCCAGACACUCACAAAUGAUAGCAACGACAACUUCAACUCUAUACCUCGAUCAGGAUCACCAAACCGUUCCCACUCGAGAGCAGGACUGCGAAAGAAUUUUUCCUCGUCAAGUUUGAAGAAUGUCCGAAGUCAUACUAUGUCGAUUUCCAAUAUGGACGAAUUUGGUGAUGUCAUGCCACCUACGCCAAUGACUGGACAAGGUAAUCAUAUCAAUGGAAGAAUGCCUGCCAUGCCCACUCUCCCAACACCGAUUGCUGCCGCGUUUAAAGAGAAGAUGAACGGUGCACCUACUGGAGGCCUUUAUCUUUUCAACAAUGAUCUUCACUCUCCAGAAAGCCCGGGUUCGCCAAAUCCAAUGAGUGCAGGUGCACCAAUUCCAUUAGAGCCUUGUCCAACGGAAUAUCUCCUUCGUCCAUUCUGGCUUAUGCGGGCUUUGUAUCAAACUAUUGCACAUCCGAGGGGUGGCUAUCUAUCCACUAAAUUGUUCAUACCUCGAGAUGUAUGGCGUGUGAAGGGUGUUAAGAUUAAGGGAGUCGAAGACAAAAUCGCUAGUUGUGACUUCCUUACAGCAGCUUUGAUGAAGCUAGGUCAAGUUGAUACUUGCGAUGCUGAUGCUGUUUUGGAAGAAAUGCAAGCUUUGGAAGGGAUUCUGGAACAGGUCCAAAUCACACUCAGUAAAAAGCUGGGCAAUGAAGUUGGCGUACAUGGCUCGAAUGGGAUGUUCAAGGACGCAACAACUAUGGGUGAUCCCAUGGACUUUGCUAGUACGAGUACUAAAUCUGGAAAUACAUCUAGCAAGACCUCUUCGUUCUCAUGGAGACGCCUACGUUCGAAGAAUUCCGCCAUGGGUCUCGCCAACAAUUACUCAAAUAAGGUCACGUCUCCUGAGAUACCCAAGGAAGGGCUAACCAUGGGUACAUUACCUAUGACGUCUGCCCCUAGAUCUCGAUUUGCCAAGAGAGAUGUUAGUCAAGUGCAAUUUUCUGGACCGAAUGCAAAUUAUAUGAGUGCUUUGGCGAAGCUAUUUGACGCUGCACAAGCUAUUGAUCAAAUUGCACGUCAAGUUGAAGAUCCUGGUCUUCGCCAUGCAGAUAAAACUCAAGUUGGGCUCGAACUUUGCACUCGUCACGCAGCCGAGUUCUUCGGAUUUUACAUCUGUCGUUUUGUGUUGAAUGAUAUCUCAUUGCUUUUGGACAAGUUUAUCAAAAGAGGAAGUGAAUGGGUUCUAGUAUAA